Diaporthe amygdali is the source of this 762-nucleotide messenger RNA. RefSeq lists its product as uncharacterized. Lineage: Eukaryota; Fungi; Ascomycota; Sordariomycetes; Diaporthales; Diaporthaceae. The record is from RefSeq and is a predicted model, not a curated record. The transcript has 2 exons. Gene Ontology annotation, molecular function: catalytic activity. Bases 1 to 762 code for a protein of 253 amino acids.
AUGUCAUUUAGCAGGCUUAUUCGAUUCCAUGAUAAAGAUGGUAUAGAGAGAUAUGGCGAUGUUGAGGACGAGAUUGCACCACCGGAGCUGGAGGGGAAAACAGUGAAGCUUGUCUCCGGGAACAUAGAAUCUGGGUUCAAGUUCCUGGGAGAGAAAGCCGAGGUGGCCAAGUUCCCACCACCGAAGAAACCCGUCAUCUUUGCAACCCCGCCGGAUCGCCUCACAGGGCCACUAGACGACAUCAACAUCCACCAAGACGCGCAGGAAUUGCUGGACUACGAGGGCGAAUUGAGCAUUGUGAUCGGGAAGGACGGAUACGACAUCAGCGAAGAAGACGCGCUGGACUACGUACUGGGGUACACCAUCAGCAACGACGUCUCAGCCCGCAACCUCCACGCCGUCGACAUGUCCGGAUAUCAGAUGGGCUACGCAAAGUCCUUCGAUGGAUUCGGGCCGACGGGCCCUUACCUGGUCUCGCCGAGGCUCGUGCGGGACCCGCAGGAUUUGGAGCUGAAGACGACAGUGAACGGUGACGUGCGGCAGACGACCAAUACGGCCCAGAUGAUUUGGUCGUGCCGACAGCUUAUCUCUUUUGCCUCUCGAGGCCGGACUUUGCGCCGUGGGACUGUGAUUAUGACCGGGACUCCAGAGGGUGUUGGAUGGCACACCAACGGUUGUCUCAAGGAUGGCGAUGUGGUAGAAGUCAGCAUCGGAGGGCUUGGAUUUAUCAGAAACAGGAUGGUAUUUCAGACGGGCGCUUGA